CCGGGUGGCACGAGGCGGCGGGCGAGCGAACGAAACGCCGGCCGACUCCUGAAGUGAACUAGGAAGCCGCGACGUCGCCCGCGCUCCUGAAGAGAGUCGGCAUCAUGGCGGAUAAAGAAGCUGCCUUUGAUGAUGCAGUGGAGGAGCGAGUGAUUAAUGAAGAAUAUAAAAUAUGGAAAAAGAACACUCCAUUCCUCUAUGAUCUUGUAAUGACACAUGCUUUGGAGUGGCCCAGCUUGACUGCUCAGUGGCUUCCUGAUGUAACCAGACCUGAAGGCAAAGACUUCAGUAUUCAUCGCCUAGUUCUUGGGACCCACACUUCUGAUGAACAAAACCACCUUGUGAUAGCCAGUGUUCAGCUCCCUAAUGAUGAUGCACAGUUUGAUGCCUCACAUUAUGAUAGUGAGAAGGGAGAAUUUGGAGGCUUUGGAUCUGUUAGUGGGAAAAUUGAAAUUGAAAUAAAGAUAAACCAUGAAGGAGAAGUAAAUAGAGCACGCUACAUGCCCCAGAAUCCUUGCAUCAUUGCCACAAAGACUCCAUCCAGUGACGUACUUGUGUUUGAUUACACCAAGCAUCCAUCUAAACCAGAUCCUUCUGGUGAGUGCAAUCCAGAUCUGCGUCUUCGUGGGCAUCAAAAAGAAGGUUAUGGUCUAUCUUGGAACCCAAACCUUAGUGGGCAUUUGCUUAGUGCAUCUGAUGAUCAUACUAUCUGCUUGUGGGACAUAAGUGCUGUUCCAAAGGAAGGGAAAGUAGUGGAUGCCAAGACCAUCUUCACAGGCCAUACAGCUGUGGUGGAAGAUGUUUCCUGGCAUUUGCUCCAUGAGUCUCUCUUUGGCUCUGUUGCUGAUGAUCAGAAACUCAUGAUCUGGGACACCAGGUCAAACAACACUUCUAAGCCAAGCCAUUCUGUGGAUGCUCACACUGCUGAAGUGAACUGUCUGUCUUUCAAUCCUUAUAGCGAGUUCAUUCUGGCUACAGGAUCAGCAGAUAAGACUGUAGCAUUAUGGGAUCUAAGGAACCUGAAAUUGAAGCUUCACUCCUUUGAGUCACACAAAGAUGAAAUAUUUCAGGUUCAGUGGUCGCCACAUAAUGAAACUAUAUUAGCCUCCAGUGGUACUGAUCGCAGGUUAAAUGUCUGGGAUUUGAGCAAAAUUGGAGAAGAACAGUCGCCUGAAGAUGCAGAAGACGGCCCUCCUGAGCUGUUGUUUAUUCAUGGUGGUCACACUGCAAAGAUAUCUGACUUUUCCUGGAAUCCCAAUGAACCCUGGGUAAUUUGUUCUGUAUCAGAAGACAAUAUCAUGCAAGUGUGGCAAAUGGCAGAGAACAUAUAUAAUGACGAAGAUCCUGAAGGAAGUGUGGAUCCAGAAGGGCAGGGGUCCUAGAUACUUGCCCCCCUUCCAUCCUUGUUUUUUCCUCCUGUUGUCUUCUUCCUGCAUUGUUCUCCCAACUUUCCUAAGAUUGUCAACACUGCUUUUUUGAGAGAGACAAAUACACCAUGCAUUCAGCAGCCCAUCCAUAGAUUCUGUUCAGCAGCCUAUUGCUGUUGAAAGUUGAGGGCUUGGCCUGACAUGAGCUAGCAUCAUACAAUGGCUUCAUGGUUCGCCAUUUUUCUCCUAAAAUAUUAGUUGGUUGAGCUGAUAUACAUGCUCUGCUGCCUCUGCUACAAGAUUAUUUUUCCUUUAAUUUU
This is a messenger RNA of Elgaria multicarinata webbii, 1687 nucleotides long. RefSeq names its product RB binding protein 4, chromatin remodeling factor (gene RBBP4). Lineage: Eukaryota; Metazoa; Chordata; Lepidosauria; Squamata; Anguidae. The coding region runs from base 105 to 1382 and encodes 425 amino acids. Gene Ontology annotation, molecular function: histone binding; nucleosome binding. Gene Ontology annotation, cellular component: nucleus; ESC/E(Z) complex; NuRD complex. Gene Ontology annotation, biological process: regulation of DNA-templated transcription; chromatin remodeling. The transcript has 12 exons. The record is from RefSeq and is a predicted model, not a curated record.